AUGUUUAUGAAUUCUUCAAAGGUUCAGAACCAACGUCUGAAUUUGGACCAGGGACAGCCAGGCCUACUCCAUUCACGUGUGCUUCCUGUCCUGAUCAUCACCAUGAAUGCCAACGUGACAGGGUCACUUACAAUGCUGCUGCUGAUGUCAAGCCUGCUACUGUGGAAAAAUGCGGCCUCUCAGUCUAAUUAUACCACUAGCACUGGCUCCAACAUGACCAUCUCGAAACUGCUUAAUCGUGCGACCAUUCUGUCAAGCCACAUCAGUCUCCUCUCUUCAGAACUGUACAAGGAAUUUGUAGCCCGAUACUCUCUGGACAUAGACAUCUUUUCAGUGUUAAGGAAAAGGUGCCACACAGCCUCAAUCGCCACCCCGGGUGACAAGGAAGAGACCCUGAAGAUGAAGGAGAGGGACCUGAUUAUCCUGAUGAUCCACUUGAUGCUCUCCUGGGAAGACGCUAUGUGUCACAUGAAGGCCCAAGGAGUUCACCUGCCAAAUAUUCCUCUCAGUUUCAUGCAGAAAGCUGAGUUAAUACAGCAAAAAAUAUGGCAACUUCUACAGGGGCUGACGAUAAUCGCUAGGCAGGUUGACCUUCAAUUCAAAGACUAUGGGGAACAUGCUCUCUGGAAUGAACUCCCGCUCCUGAUGUCAACUGAUGCAAGAGUUUCAAGGCAAACAUUUUACCAACUGUGCCACUGCCUGCGCAGGGAUACUGAUAAAGUUCACACUUUCCUAAGGGUCUUAAAUUACCAAAUCACCCAUGAAAGGCAAUCCUAA
Molecule: messenger RNA, 777 nt
Organism: Cavia porcellus (domestic guinea pig)
Lineage: Eukaryota; Metazoa; Chordata; Mammalia; Rodentia; Caviidae
Product: prolactin
Exons: 5
Coding region: 1-777 (258 amino acids)
Biological process (GO): response to nutrient levels; positive regulation of receptor signaling pathway via JAK-STAT; mammary gland development
Cellular component (GO): extracellular region
Molecular function (GO): hormone activity; prolactin receptor binding
Source: RefSeq, a predicted model, not a curated record